AUGUCUUCACCCACUGCAGCAAGCACGACAAAGAAGCUCAUCCUUGUCAUCGGUGCCACCGGUGGCCAGGGCAUGGCCGUCAUCGACAAACUGCUCGCACCGGGCGCAGACGGCUCUCCUUCGCCGUACGCGAUACGUGCACUCACUCGCAACCCAGACAGCCGACGGGCAAAGGAACUCGCCGCCAGGGGUAUCGAGCUCAAGAAAGGGAGCACGCACGACCUCGCCUCCGUCGCUGCUGCCCUGCAGGGCGCGUACGGCGCCUUCGUGAACACCGACAGCUUCACGAUCGGCCAGGAGGCGGAGACCUGGGCGGGCAUCCGGAUCUUCGAACUGGCAAAGCAGGCCGGAGUCAAGCACUACGUCUGGAGCAACCUAGAAUACAUCGGCGGGAUGACGGACUACGAUCCCAAGUACCAAGCCGAUCACUACAACGGAAAGGGCAGGGUUCAUGAGUUCAUGAAAUCCCAGCCAUCGGUGGUCAGUGACACUGAUAUGUCGUGGUCUGUCAUCACCUCUGGACCGUACAUGGACAUGCUGCACAACAUGGUAUUUGGUCCAAUGAAGAAGCGAGACGAUGGCACCAUUGUCUUCGCUACUCCCAUCGGCGAAGGCUCCGUCCCCAUGAUCGCUCUCUCCGACUUUGGCUUCUUCGCCCGCUAUACCUUUGACAACCGUAAGCUUACCUCCACCGCCGACCUGAAGAUCGGCUCCGACUGGGUCGACUGGGAGUACCUCAGGACGACUUUCGAGAAAGUGACAGGCCAAAAGGCGGAGGUCGUCUACCAGUCAAGCGACGACUGGUGCGACAACUUCGUGGGCGUUGACAGGCCCCUCGCGGCCGAUCGCACGCCCGGUGACGGGUCGACAACGUGGAGGCAGAACUGGACGAGGUGGUGGGCGCUGUAUCGCGACGAGUUGAUCAAGCGCGACUGGGAGUGGAUACGGAAGGUGAAUCCGAACGGACACAAUCUGGAGAGCUGGAUGCGAGCGGAGAAUUACGGGAGCGAACUGUGGAAGAAACUCGGUUUAUUGAAGCAGUCCGAAGAUGGGCAGUCACUUCGACUCAAUACCGACCGUAUCGCCCAGCUUUGA
Molecule: messenger RNA, 1095 nt
Organism: Rhodofomes roseus
Lineage: Eukaryota; Fungi; Basidiomycota; Agaricomycetes; Polyporales; Fomitopsidaceae
Product: NAD(P)-binding protein
Exons: 4
Coding region: 1-1095 (364 amino acids)
Source: RefSeq, a predicted model, not a curated record